GUGGGUGUCAUACGGCUAAAAGCUGAAAGUCGAGUCUCAUCUCACUUUUGCAUAAUGGCUUUCAAGAGAGUAAAAGAAGAAGACCUUGAAAUCGUUGAAGACAUCAGAUGUAAUGAAGACAUAGCUGUUUGUCCUGGAGAAGAAUGGCAGAAGCACAGAAUUAAAGUUCCCAAAAAACUAAAAAUCAACUUUUUGAAAAAAAACCUCAAUAGAAAAUCUCAAUUUGAAGCUCCUCUCACACCCACACAUCUGUUAGCGGACUUUGAGAUGACCGAAGAUAUAGCAGAUUCCCAUGGUGAUUGUCAGAAACGCAAAAUCAAAAUAUUUGACAAAUUGAAAACGUUUAACUUCAGGAAACAUCAGAAGAAUUCAAAAUCCCAUGAAUCAGAAGCAGACCUUACGACUGUUAAAGGCACAGCAGAUUUGCCUGGUAAUCCAGGCAAAAAGCACGAAAUGAAAGCAUCUGACAAACUUAAAAAUGUAUUUGUCAUGAAACGGCAGAAGAAUUCAAAAUCCUGUGAAACUCCAUCAGUGUACUACAUAGGAAUUAAGAUUGUUGGGUUAAACUUACAAAAAAGCCUCUCACAUAUUGCACUGAACUUGGAUUUAAAAGGGAACCUUGAUCAGAGCCAUGUGGAAGCAGAGGAACAUCUAUUCAGUUCAACUGAAGUGGCCAGCGCAGAAGAUAAGGACUGUGAGAUUUUCCGAUUGAGGAUGGCCAUUUAUGACUCUUUCAGUGAGGACAACCAGGAGACACUCAAGAGUGCUUUGACUUCAGUGCUUCAAGAGAAGACUCAGGACCAGUGCUGGAGUGAAGCAGCUGUGGACGAGUGUCCAAUAUGGAGUCCUGAGAAGUGCAGACAGAUCAAGACACUACUCAAGAUUGUCGUGGAACAACGAAUGAAGAAUGCAAAUGAAAGGGAGAAUAGAGCAGACAAGCUGUCUACCUCCUUGAAGAGAGAGGUGUGCCGAAUGGGCAAACAAGUUCAGAAAGACCUACUCAGAGUGGUCCGAAAUCUGAGAGAGUGUUACCCACCAGACUUUGACAUCUGCAGGACGUAUGCUCAGCUCUACCAUGAAGCCUUUUCCACCAGACUCCAGGAGCUUGCCAGAUCCAAAGUCAGUUCUGAGGAAUGCCUCUAUAUAUUGAGUUGGAUUGUGGAUUACUACCCAAAUGAUGUAUUAAAGCACAAAGAAUUAGAGGAGCACAUCAACAGUUCAUCACUUGGACCUCUGUUACCUGAAGAAGAUCUUAAGAGAUUAGAAGAACAGUACUUCACAUACAAAGAGAAUGAAGUCAGAAAGUGGUUAUUCACUGCUCUUGAGAAGGAAGUGAAGAAAUGGAGUGAUGGCAUCCAACCAGAGCUGAUGGAUGGAUACUACUGCAGUAACCUUGCUGUAGAUGUUUUACCGCUUGUUGAUAUAACUGUGAGUGAGGUCAAAGCACUUUUAAGAUGUGAAAAUAAAACCUGGUGUCUUCUAAACCAGCUGGAUGGCUUUCUAACAAGCUAUAAGAAAAGUCUGGAGGAACUUGUCAAAAGAAAACAAAAACACAUUCCUAAAACUCUCAAUGCUAAUCUGGUUGACAUUCACCAGUUUAGGGACUAUGUACAAAAACCAGAACAUCCGUUUUCAGAGGACACCAGAACAGCUUGCCUGUCCACAUUAGCAGAUCUCAAAAACAUUUGUCACACAUACUUCCUCAGUCGAAUUCACAAAGAACUGAAGCCGUUGUACCGUAAGCUGUGGACUCAAGUUUGGUUUGCUGGACAUCGUGAGGUUGUGGAGGAGUUGGUGAAGGCACUUGAGAAUAGCAUAGACCAUUUUAAAGAGCUCAAGCCUGUCUGCAGAGAGGAGCUGCUGGCUGAGCUACAUGUAGAUGUAAUGGUUGAGUAUGUGAGGCGAAUGAUGAAGAGAAAACUGAAACUGGAAGACAAAGAGCAGCAAGAAGCAGCUGCUGAGUUCAUUUGCCACAACAACAAUAAAAUCUGCUCUGUUUUUGCCAAAGUGGGAUCCAGAGAAGAAUGGCUCUGUCAAAUACUGCCAAAAUUAUCGGAGAUUCUAAGACUGCAGGAUCUUGGGAGUUUGCAACUUGAGGUAGUUACUCUGGCAAGAGACUAUCCUGACAUUAGUGAGCAGCAUAUUCUUGCUCUCCUAAACCUGAAGACCAACCUUUCAUUCUCAGAUGUGUGCAGGAUCGAAGGGUGUCUGAGUGAAAACAGAGGCACACUGGGCACUGAGUCCUCCACUUCCUUCUUCUCUAAAGUAUUCAUCGAAUACCAGGAUACCAGCUGUGUGUCCUGUUACAAAUGAAAACUAAUUGAUGUUAUUCUUUUACAGCUUUCGCAGAUGGUUUUACACAGGGUCCAAAAACAGUCCAUUUUGACUAUUUGUAAUUUUACGUGUUUUUUUUUUUUUUUUUGAGUGAUUACCUCUAUGUAUUGGCAUCGCAGAACCAUCAGUAUUUUUAUUUAGUUUUAUUUUACUUUUAACCACAAAGCCAUUAACAAAUUUUGGUUACAUGGACAUUUAUAGAAACCACAAUAUCUCAGCUCAAAAAACAAAAAAACAAAA
Labeo rohita (rohu) is the source of this 2574-nucleotide messenger RNA. Its product is annotated as tumor necrosis factor alpha-induced protein 2-like. The coding region runs from base 55 to 2313 and encodes 752 amino acids. Gene Ontology annotation, molecular function: SNARE binding. The record is from RefSeq and is a predicted model, not a curated record. Gene Ontology annotation, biological process: exocyst localization; exocytosis. Gene Ontology annotation, cellular component: exocyst. Lineage: Eukaryota; Metazoa; Chordata; Actinopteri; Cypriniformes; Cyprinidae. The transcript has 14 exons.